CCCCCCCCCGGAGCAGGCGUCCGAGUCAGGAGUCCCUCGCCGGGGGUCUGAGGACGCCGUCACCUGAAGGUCGAGGCUGAACGUCAUGCAGGAUCCAAAUGAAGAUACAGAAUGGAAUGAAAUUUUAAGAGAUUUUGGCAUUCUUCCUCCAAAAGAAGAGCCAAAAGAUGAAAUUGAAGAAAUGGUUUUACGUUUACAGAAAGAAGCAAUGGUUAAACCAUAUGAAAAGAUGACUCUUGCACAGUUGAAGGAGGCUGAAGAUGAAUUUGAUGAUGAAGAUAUGAGAGCUAUUGAAACAUAUAGAGAAAAGCGGUUACAGGAAUGGAAAGCUCUUAAGAAAAAACAAAAAUUUGGGGAGUUAAUAGAAAUUUCUGGAAAUCAAUAUGUGAAUGAAGUCACAAAUGCAGACAAAGAUGUAUGGGUUAUAAUUCAUCUAUACAGGUCAAGCAUACCAAUGUGUUUGUUGGUUAAUCAGCAUCUUGGUCUUCUAGCAAGAAAGUUUCCAGAAACUAAAUUUGUUAAAGCCAUCGUGGAUAGCUGUAUUCAACACUACCAUGAUAAUUGUUUACCAACAAUUUUUGUUUAUAAAAACGGUCAGAUAGAAGGCAAAUUCAUUGGAAUUAUAGAAUGUGGAGGAAUAAAUCUCAAGCUAGAAGAACUUGAAUGGAAGUUAGCAGAAGUUGGAGCAAUACAGACUGAUUUGGAAGAAAACCCCAAAAAAGGCAUUAUAGAUGUGAUGGUAUCUUCAAUAAGAAACACUUCUAUUUAUGAUGACAAUGAUAGUUCAAACAGUGAUGAUGACAAUACCAAAUAGAGGGAAAUAGUUAAUAAAUAGAUUUAAAGUGUUUA
Molecule: messenger RNA, 849 nt
Organism: Eptesicus fuscus (big brown bat)
Lineage: Eukaryota; Metazoa; Chordata; Mammalia; Chiroptera; Vespertilionidae
Gene: PDCL2
Product: phosducin like 2
Exons: 6
Coding region: 86-814 (242 amino acids)
Biological process (GO): protein folding
Cellular component (GO): cytoplasm
Source: RefSeq, a predicted model, not a curated record